Molecule: messenger RNA, 1353 nt
Organism: Penicillium daleae
Lineage: Eukaryota; Fungi; Ascomycota; Eurotiomycetes; Eurotiales; Aspergillaceae
Product: FAD-dependent oxidoreductase
Exons: 4
Coding region: 1-1353 (450 amino acids)
Molecular function (GO): FAD binding
Source: RefSeq, a predicted model, not a curated record
AUGGAACACUGUUCACGCAUCCAUGUCACUGUGGGUAUAGUGGGAGGUGGGAUUGCUGGUCUAUCUCUUGCCAGAAUGCUCGAGCUAUCGGGCAUAUCCUACUGUUUGUGGGAAGCACAUAGUCAAUUUUCCCCGCCUGCAGGUGCCAGCAUCGGACUGAUGCCCAAUGGUUUGCGAAUACUGGAUCAAAUCGGUAUGAUCGACAAGAUUAACGAAUAUAACGUGAAGCGCAAAGCCUGGGAGCAUCGAGAUGAGAGGGGAAACCUUCGAGCGAAAUUCAAUUCCGGAGUGAUCUUCGAAGAGAAGUAUCGACCACUCGGGUAUGGCGGCGUCUUCGUGGAGCGACAACGAGUGCUUGAUAUCAUGCACGAAAGCAUCGAAGACAAGACAAGGCUCCAUACUUCGAAGCGAGUAGUAUCCGUGCUACAGACGAAGCAGGAAGCGGUUAUCAUAAGUGAAGAUGGCAGUGAAAUUGGAUGCGACUUUGUUGCAGGUGCCGAUGGUGUUAGAUCCAUUGUUCGGUCCGAGAUUGCAAAAACAGCAGCUACUGAUAAAAACCUCGAGUGGCGCUUCGAUGCUCGUUACGCCUGCAUUUACGGUAUCUCAGAUCCUGUCCCCGGAGUAGAACCGGGUCAGUCCUUCACAGUCUAUCGACCUGAUGUAUCGCUGUUGAUAUUCUGUGGGUACGGUGGCGACAUCUACUGGUUUGUGAACCACGAUCUGAAAAGGACAGUUCCAUACGAAAGACCAGAGCGAUUCUCGGAGCAGGAUAUCGAGGCGGUCUAUGCACAUGUCGCGGACACCAUUGUGACGGAUGGGGUGGUAUUUGCCGAUAUCUUCCAGAACAGACGCGCUGCGAUUAUGGCGGCUUUGGAAGAGGGCGUUCUAGACCAAUUCUUCUCUGGGCGCUUGUUUGUGCUAGGUGACUCUGCACAUAAGAUGGUGCCUCAUGCCGCCAUGGGCGCGAACCAAGCCUUGGAAUCCGCCGCCGCAUUUGUCAAUAGUCUGCGGCCAUUUCUUUCGAGGAGGUCAAAUUAUUGUCCAAGCAUAUCAAUUCCACAGUCUGGAGUGGAAUCAUGCUUGACGCAGUAUGACCUCCGGCGUCGAGCUCGAGUAACCACGGCUUUUCAGAUAGCGAAUCUGACCUGUCGGGCCCAGUUGAUGAUCGGGCCCGCGGGAAAGGAAUAUUGUUCAAAUCUGCCCAAGAUGAUGAGUGCAGCGGGAACUGAAAAGUUGUUGGAGUCUUUUUGUAAUGCCGAGGUGUUAGAAAAUUGGUCGAUCGGGAGCAGUCGAGUGGCUCUGUAUACGGCGUUUGCGGAGGCCAAGGCUAAUCAGAGUAUACCCAGGCUAUGA